Messenger RNA from Penicillium expansum, 261 nucleotides. RefSeq lists its product as uncharacterized. Bases 1 to 261 code for a protein of 86 amino acids. Lineage: Eukaryota; Fungi; Ascomycota; Eurotiomycetes; Eurotiales; Aspergillaceae. The record is from RefSeq and is a predicted model, not a curated record. The transcript has 3 exons.
AUGUCUAGUUUUGUCAAUAUUCUUGCACUUGUGCCUUUGGCACUGGCUGCCAGCCCGGUCAUGAUGGUCCCUAAUCAGGCGAUGCUUUUCAAAGAAAACGACUUCGCAAUGAAUGCCGGACGAAAAGGAAUGCUCAUUGCGACUGAUGGAAAUUGCAUGAAUUUCGACAACAUGUCUGAGUACCGCAUGAAUGUUGGAUCAAUCUAUGUCCCAUGUCCGUCCGAGGUUAAGCAAGACAUGAUGUGCUCAAUGUACUCGUAA